GAAGCACCCGGGUGCCCACUUGCACAGUUGGGGGUCGCAAGCACCCUGUUCGAUUCCGUAGCGCUUGAACGUGGGGUGUUGUGAAACUUUAGGGUUGGACGUGGGCCACGGCUGCCUCCUCUGCCUGGUAGAAACGGCCAGUCUUGGCUAGCGCGAAGUCUUUUUUUUUUUUUUUUUUUUUUAAGUCUUGGCUUUUCCAACUCUUUCUAGCCUUGAGGCUCAACAAUAAGUUAUAUUAACUGAUAGUCUCGGAGGAACCACAGUCUCCCACCAGAGGAGCCUUGUUCAUUGUUCUUUUAAUGGAAAUAACUUGAUUUAGAGCAAAUUUGAGUUUUUUCAGGCCUCCCAUUACAGCAACUUCCCAAAAUGCCAGAAAGACGUAAAGAAGAUAAAUCUUUUCCAAGAUGUGCCUUAUUUCUAGUGAGGACAGUGGCAAAUGAAAAAACAGAACUUUUUAAAAGUAAUUUUAGGGCAGACUACUGGAAGUCGCAACCAAAGAAAUUCUGUGAUUACUGCAAGUGUUGGAUAGCAGACAAUAGGCCUAGUGUUGAAUUUCAUGAAAGAGGAAAGAAUCAUAAAGAAAAUGUGGCAAAGAGGAUCAGUGAGAUUAAACAGAAAAGCCUGGAUAAGGCAAAGGAAGAAGAAAAGGCAUCAAAGGAGUUUGCCGCAAUGGAGGAAGCUGCCCUGAAAGCAUACCAAGAGGAUUUGAAAAGACUUGGCUUAGAGUCAGAAACUUCAGAGCCAAGCAUAUCACCAGUAACAAGCACUGUCCCACCCACCCCUGCAUCAAAUCAGCAGAAGGAAAAGAAGAAGAAGAAAAAAGACCCUUCAAAGGGUAGAUGGGUAGAAGGCAUAACCUCUGAGGGUUAUCAUUACUAUUAUGAUCUCAUCACAGGAGCAUCCCAGUGGGAGAGACCUGAAGGAUUUCAAGGAAACUUAAAAAAGACAGUAGGGAAGACUGUGUGGGUAGAAGGUAUAAGUGAAGAUGGUUAUACCUACUAUUACAAUAUAGAAACAGGAGAAUCCAGAUGGGAAAAACCUGAUGAUUUCAUUCCACACUCUGGCGAUCUGCUUUCUAGUAAAGUCAGUGAAAAGUCACUUGAUACCCUAGAAGAGUCUAAAUCAUCAGAUUCUCAUAGUGAUUCUGAUGGGGAACAGAAAGCAGAAAAAGGAGAGGCCUCUACAGAAACACAAAAGCCAAAAAUAAAGUUUAAGGAAAAAAAUAAAAAUAGUGACAAAGGAACUGAACCAGAAACCCAGAAAGAAAAAAAUACACAAGAGCAAAAUUCAUCAGGUCCGAAUGAAGACAAAUCUAAAGCUCAUAAAAAAUCAAACCCGUAUGGAGAAUGGCAAGAAAUCAAACAAGAAGUUGAGUCUCAUGAGGAGGUAGACUUUGAACUUCCGUGCACUGAAAAUGAGUAUGUAUCAACGUCAGAACCUGAUAUUGGUGGACAACCUAAAGUGGUAUUUAAAGAAAAAACAGUUACUUCUCUUGGAAUCGUGGCAGAUGGAGUGGCCCCAGUCUUUAAAAAGAGAAGAAUUGAAAAUGGAAAAUGUAGAAAUUUAAGGCAACGAGGUGAUGAUCAGUAAUUAUAAAAGAGCUUUUUUUUCCUGCUUUUCAGACCGCAUGGAGACUGUACACCUUGAAGCUCCUCUGUGUUUGUUUAAAUGCCAAAAAUUUAGAUGUAUUCUAAAUGUAUUUUAUGUGAAUCUAAAAUAAAUCAUUUUUCAUGUGAAAUUUA
Suricata suricatta (meerkat) is the source of this 1742-nucleotide messenger RNA. It is a transcript of the gene WBP4, whose product is annotated as WW domain binding protein 4. The transcript has 10 exons. Gene Ontology annotation, molecular function: zinc ion binding; protein binding; RNA binding. Gene Ontology annotation, cellular component: precatalytic spliceosome; nucleus. Bases 367 to 1590 code for a protein of 407 amino acids. Lineage: Eukaryota; Metazoa; Chordata; Mammalia; Carnivora; Herpestidae. The record is from RefSeq and is a predicted model, not a curated record. Gene Ontology annotation, biological process: mRNA splicing, via spliceosome.